Molecule: messenger RNA, 2170 nt
Organism: Phoenix dactylifera (date palm)
Lineage: Eukaryota; Viridiplantae; Streptophyta; Magnoliopsida; Arecales; Arecaceae
Source: RefSeq, a predicted model, not a curated record
AUUUCUUUUAUUCCAUGCCAAAGCUGUCGUCUUUUCCGUAAUAUAUUGGUUUGUGAGCUUGCGAUGUUGUUUUAGUUCCAAAUUUGAUGUUUUGAAGUAGGUUAAUGUUAUUUCUUUAACUCAUGAUGGAGUCUUUUAAUUGACAAUUGGGGAAUAUUGUGCUAAAUUUUGUAUACUUUAUUUCUGAUUGCUUCGAUUUGAUUUGGGUGCUUUUGAUUUAUUCAUCCAAAACGUCUUGAAUUUUUCACUUUGUAUACUGCUUUUCCAACUGACGUGACUCACGUUGGAGCUUAAUGUUCAGCAUUCUUUACUGGAUGGUCUGUAGGUGAGUUCGGAAGUGAUUCAGUGGUGGUUGUUUAAAUCUACUUUUUGUUUCACGUUUUUAUUGAUUAGUUUUUUUUUUAUGGUUUUUUAUUUUCAUGGUUCAUUGUUGAACUUGGCGGACUUGGCGAGUGAUGAUAUUGGAUGCUUACUUAGGAUUAUUGAGAAAGGGAUGCCAUGCUAUAGAUGUGAGAUUGCCAUGCAGCAUGUUUUGGACUUUGAUUUUGAAAAGGCGUGCUCUAUUUCUCUGUCAAAUUUGAAUGUAUAUGCAUGCUUGGUCUGUGGGAAGUAUUACCAAGGAAGAGGUCUGAAUUCUCAUGCAUAUACUCACAGUCUUGAAGCUGGGCACCAUGUGUAUAUCAAUCUUCAAACAGAAAAAGUUUAUUGCCUUCCUGAUGGUUAUGAAAUAAAUGAUCCAUCGUUGGAUGACAUCCGGCAUGUUCUAAACCCAAGGUUUGCGAGGGAACAAGUUCAACAUCUUGAUGAAAAUAGGCAAUGGUCCAGGGCCCUCGAUGGUUCCAACUAUCUUCCUGGAAUGGUGGGUCUCAAUAACAUUAAGGAGACUGAUUUUGUUAAUGUCACAAUUCAGUCAUUGAUGCGGGUGACUCCUUUGAGGAAUUUCUUUCUUAUUCCUGAAAAUUAUCAACACAGCAAGUCUCCACUUGUUCAUAGGUUUGGUGAACUUACACGAAAAAUUUGGCAUGCACGGAACUUCAAGGGACAGGUUAGCCCACAUGAGUUUCUACAGGCAGUUAUGAAAGCUAGUAAUAAGCGGUUCCAAAUAGGUGUACAAUCAGAUCCUGUUGAAUUUAUGUCCUGGCUAUUGAAUACACUGCAUGCAGAACUUAAAUCAAAGAAAACAAAAAGGAGCAUUAUUCAUGAUUGCUUUCAGGGGGAAUUGGAGGUUGUGAAGGAGAUCCAUAAGAAGGUUCUUACGGAAAAGAAAGAAAACAGUGAUGAACACAACAAUGCAGUUGUUGCAGAGGGUGGAGCAGCAAAUGACGAUGUUGUGAGAGAAACAUCUAAAGUGAAAUUCUUAAUGCUUGGUCUUGACUUGCCUCCUCCCCCUCUUUUUAAAGAUGCAAUGGAGAAAAAUAUUAUACCUCAGGUUCGUCUAUUUGUUAUGUUGGACUGUUUAGCAUCUGCUAAAUAAAUGCUAUUAUAUGAUUGUAUAAAGUGAAAGUAUCUUUCCCUAGUCUUAAGUUAUGAGUAAGAUUUUAUUGAUACUGUAGUUAUAGUAUGGUCCAAUUCAUCUCUACUGUCACGAUGCAUAUUUUGCUAAGCCUUUCAGCUUUGCUUGUUUAUCUCGUAGCCAGGAGUUUCAAAUUCUGCUUGUACCUACCAGAAGCCGCAAGGGCAGUGGUGGUUUAAGGGUUUUAGUGCUUGUUCUCGACUAUUUCAAGUUGAGAACAAGCUUAGGGAGAAGCCUACAGUUCUUUAAAUGCAAUUUCCAUGCUACUGAAGAAAAAAACAUCGAAUUUUGGUCUAGAAAAGCUUUCUAGCUUGCUAAAUCACUCUCUCCACCCUUCUUUUUAUUAUUUUGAAAAGAUUGAGAAUUAUUUAAACAUUAAUUGAAAAAAUAAUGUGGGUAUUUUUUGUUGAUGGAUAGCAUAAAUGCAGGAUCAAAUUGGACGAAAAUUGAUAUUAGGUUACAAGUUAUGUUCCAGAUGUGUCUUGGAUGUGUUUUCGGAUUUGAUGAAUUUAUAGAAAAUUAAUCCUAUAAAAUCAGUGCAAUUGUUAAUGUUAUUCAAUGAUUUCCAUGAAAUAUAAACUAGCAUGGUUCAUCAAAUUGUGAACAGUCAUAAUUCAAUGAGUGUUAUGUGUUCCUAACAAUGAUUUCUUGUGGUUG